AGAAUAUUGCAGUUAGUUCCUUAUUACUUGGAUCCUUUGCACUCAUUGUUCAUUCAUUGUUGUAUGUGUCGCUGCUCUCUCUCUCUCUUUCUCUCUCUGUUCUUGAGCUUAGGGCUCCUCCCUACUAGUUUUUCUCCAGAAAGCGGUGGAAAGUUGAAGUGGGUAGUCUUUUGUUGAUGAUUUGGAGAAGCUUAUGCCAGAAAUGGAGGAAGUGUUGAUAAGGCAAGGGAGAUCUCUAGCUGAGACGCCUACCUAUUCGGUGGCUUCAGUCACCACCGUCCUCGUUUUCGCCUGCUUCAUUGUUCAGAGGGCCAUUUAUCGAUUUGGCAGGUGGUUGAAAAGGACCAGAAGGAAGGCUUUGUUUGCUUCUUUGGAGAAAAUGAAAGAAGAGCUGAUGCUGCUGGGGCUUAUAUCUUUGUUGUUGGCGCAAUGGGCAAGAUGGAUAUCUGAGAUUUGUGUAAAUUCAUCUCUUUUCAGCAGUAAGUUCUUCCUUUGCGCCGAGGAAGAUAUUGCUGCUGGUGUGGCUCGCCAUCUCUUGCUUGAAGAAAGCUUCCCAUCCCACUCUCCAAACAACACACACAUUCCUCCAAAAGGAAUAAUUACCACAACAACUCAUCAGUGUGGUCAGGGUCGAGAGCCAUUCGUAUCGUUGGAAGGUCUCGAGCAACUUCAUCGAUUCUUGUUUGUUCUUGGCAUCACUCAUGUUCUAUACAGCUGCCUGGCGGUUGGUCUGGCAAUGAGCAAGAUAUACAGUUGGAGGAAAUGGGAGAAUCAACCCAACUUACCUGUGGAUGGUAGUGUUCAAGCCAAGCAACAGAGGAUGAUGAGAAGGCAAACUACUUUCAUCUUCCAUCAUACAGCUCAUCCAUGGAGCAGGAGUAGGAUUCUCAUUUGGAUGCUAUGCUUUUGUCGACAGUUCAAGAGUUCUAUAAAGAAACCAGACUACUUGGCUUUGCGGUUGGGUUUCCUAACUAAGCACAAGUUGCCACUUUCCUACAACUUCCACAAGUACAUGGUGCGAAGCAUGGAAGACGAGUUCCAGGGAAUAUUGGGGAUCACGUGGGUACAUUGUGAAUGUCUUUCAUGCAGUAAAAAUUUCCCUGUUAGAUUGCCACCUCUCUGGGGUUACGCCAUAGUCUGCAUCUUCAUAAACAUCCACGGUUUAAAUGUUUACUUCUGGCUAUCUUUCAUCCCUGCAAUUCUUGUCAUGGUUGUGGGGACGAAGCUCCAACACGUGGUCUCGUUGCUAGCACUCGAGGUUCUGCAACAGCAAGGGCCAUCAGCGGGGACUCAAGUCAAGCCAAGAGAUGACUUGUUUUGGUUUGGUAAACCAGUAAUUCUAUUGAGGUUGAUUCAGUUCAUCAUCUUUCAGAAUGCCUUCGAGAUGGCAACAUUCAUCUGGUCCUUGUGGGGCCUGGAACAGAGAUCCUGCUACAUGAAGAACCAUUACAUGAUCAUCAUUCGAUUAGUUUCUGGAGUUCUCGUUCAAUUCUGGUGCAGCUACAGCACAGUGCCACUCAAUGUGCUUGUCACACAGAUGGGAUCGAACUGCAGGAAAGCCUUGGUCGCCGAGAGCGUGAGAGAAUCGCUCCACAGUUGGUGCAAGAGAGUGAAGGAGAGGUCAAAGCGCGACGCUGCAAUGUCAAUAGCCACCAGAUCAGUGUGUUCACUUGACACGGCCACCAUUGAUGAAGGUGACGAGGGGAUCACCGUUGCAUCCGGGACCAUCUCCAGGAGGUCGUCCUUGAACUCCUUGAAUGGGAUAACCGUGGAUCCGGCUGAUGAUGAACAAGCAGCAGCAGCAGAAGAAGAAGGUAGUGGUACUGAUCCUGAGAACUCGAAUAAUGGGCGCCGUCAUGAUGCUGAACUGUCACUGAGGAUUGAGCAGUACUUGAAUAGCAAUAGUAUGGCAGAACCUCCCAUUAGCGAUGGUGAAUCUGAUGAAGUUAGUAACGCGGCACAAGGCAUUGUGGAAGAGCCGAAAGUCGAGACCCUAUUGGACUUGUUUCGGAAGGCAUAGAGACAGUGGAAGAAAACAGAAACAUCAAACAAGGCUGCCUGCCUAGCUAG
Linum tenue is the source of this 2070-nucleotide messenger RNA. Lineage: Eukaryota; Viridiplantae; Streptophyta; Magnoliopsida; Malpighiales; Linaceae. The record is from the annotation of a GenBank genome assembly.